AGCCCCUCCCUCCCUCAGUCUCAGUGCAGCAGUUCACAGGAAGCGGCCCAGCUGUCAGUGACUUUUGCCUAUACACACUCACGCCUGCUCUCGGUUCUUCAGUGACUGCCGAGGGACGUGCUGGAGGGUGCGCCCGGGGAUUGAGUGCGCCAGUAGCGUCGAACCAUCCAGUGAUGCCUCAUCCAACCUGGAGAGAAGGCUUAUAGUCAACUCGUUCUUCUUCCCUUCUUCAAUAAUGAGAAAAGACCGUCUCUUCUUGGCCGUAACCCUCACCGCCAUCUUCUCCGCCGACCUCUACUUCAUCCUCUUGCCGAAGCUGCGGAACGCCGGAGAAGGAUCAGGACGCUUUUGUUCGUGCCGCCGCAGCAACUUCAGCCUCGCCAGUCAGUUCUCCAACUGGACUUCUUUGACGCUCCAGGACCUGGACCCUUCUGGACGCGGCAAUGGGAGCUCCAAGCUUGACGGGUUGUUCACCCAUCCUCUGUAUAACAUGGAGAACCCCACGGUGGCCCCAGCGGAGAAGCUGCUGCAGUUGGACCAGCUGAUGGACUACUACAGGAAGAAAGUGUCACGAUGGGAAAGACACAUGAAGCUCUACAACGAAGCUGUAGCCGCUUCCAACAUCACCGUGACCGACUACCAAGUGGCCUUCGACCCGGACGCCAACUGGCUCAAGUUCCACGCAGGAAUAAGCCGCCACGCUCUGUACUCCCGCAGUGACCCCGCUAUCGCACGGCUGCUCCUGGACAUGCGCGACAUGACAGUGAUCAACUCAGAUUUCACUCAAGAUGAGAAGGCCCUGAAAGGAACGUGUGACUGCAGCCAAGUGGUGAAGCCCAGUGGACACCACCUGAAACUGGCGCUGAAGAUGCAGAACUUUGGCAAGGCCAUGUUCAAGCCAAUGAGGCAGCAGAGGGACGAGGAGACUCCAGAAGACGUCUUUUUCUUUGUCGAUGUCCAGAGACACAAUGCAGAGAUUGCUGCGUUUCACCUGGACAGGAUCCUGGACUUCCGAAGAGUUCCACCGGUAGUUGGCAGGUUUCUGAACCUCACCGGCGAAGUUCUCCAAGUGACCCGAAAUGACGACCUUCGGGCUGUCUUCUUCACCUCACCUGCAAACAACACUUGUUUUUUCGCCAAAUGCCUGUACGUAUGCAAGACAGAAUACGCAGUCUGCGGGAGCCCCGACCUCCUGGAAGGUUCCCUCUCGGCCUACCUCCCCGGCCUCAGCAUCGCCCCCCGCAUCUCCAUCCCCAACCCUUGGAUACGCUCGUACACCUUCACCGGGCAGGAAGAGUGGCAGGUGAAUCCAUCGUACUGCGACACCAUCAAGAAACUUUAUCCUUACAACUCGGGCAACCGGCUCCUCAACAUCAUCGACAUGUCCAUCUUUGACUUCCUUAUGGGCAACAUGGACCGACACCACUAUGAGAUUUUCACCAAAUUUGGUGAUGAAGGAUUUCUUCUCCACCUGGACAAUGCAAGAGGAUUUGGGAAGCACAGCAAAGAUGAGAUGUCCAUCCUUGCCCCAUUAUCUCAGUGCUGCAUGAUAAAGCGUUCCACCCUCCUGAGGCUCCAGCUCUUGGCCCAACCGCAGUUCAGACUAAGCGACGUAAUGAGGGAGUCUCUGCAAAAAGACCCCCUGCAGCCCAUCCUAACAGAAGCGCACCUCUCAGCCCUGGAUCGCCGGCUCAUAAAGAUCCUGAGAGCGGUCCAGCGCUGCACGCGCAAGCUGGGCGACAACCGGGUCAUCACUGAUGACUUUGUUCGAGCCACAGUGAAUCCUCGGGCCUACGCAGAGAGCAAAAAGGCCAGGUAGCGGCGGAGGAUGGAACUCUACUCCGCUUUUUUUAAGACUUCGUGAUGAAGUGCAGUCGUUUCAAUUUUAAUGGAACAAGUCAGGAUUUGGGGGGGUCAUUCUCAAAACCUGGCCACAGAUGGGGUGUGUUGACUUUUUAACAGCUCCAUGUCACACUCUACUGGCCAAUGUGGAAAAUGAACAUAUUCCCCCCCCCAAAAAAAAAA
This is a messenger RNA of Hippocampus comes (tiger tail seahorse), 2025 nucleotides long. RefSeq names its product FAM20A golgi associated secretory pathway pseudokinase (gene fam20a). Gene Ontology annotation, molecular function: protein serine/threonine kinase activator activity. The transcript is spliced from 11 exons. The coding region runs from base 236 to 1819 and encodes 527 amino acids. Gene Ontology annotation, biological process: enamel mineralization. Gene Ontology annotation, cellular component: Golgi apparatus. NCBI's taxonomy places the organism in Eukaryota, Metazoa, Chordata, Actinopteri, Syngnathiformes, Syngnathidae. The record is from RefSeq and is a predicted model, not a curated record.